Messenger RNA from Aedes albopictus (Asian tiger mosquito), 3236 nucleotides. It is a transcript of the gene Zn72D, whose product is annotated as zinc finger RNA-binding protein. Gene Ontology annotation, molecular function: zinc ion binding; single-stranded RNA binding; double-stranded RNA binding. Gene Ontology annotation, cellular component: precatalytic spliceosome. The transcript has 9 exons. Bases 337 to 2982 code for a protein of 881 amino acids. The record is from RefSeq and is a predicted model, not a curated record. NCBI's taxonomy places the organism in Eukaryota, Metazoa, Arthropoda, Insecta, Diptera, Culicidae.
CGGUUCGUUGUUUUUCGGUGCUUUGCGUCUUAAAUAUAAUUUUGCUAGCGAGCGCUAAGCAUUUUCGUGCUACAACAGUGACAGUGAAAUUCAGUGCAAAAUAUUGUUCGUGAUACCGAAAAAUUACACGAGCGAUUCCGGAAUUUUGCAGAUUUUCCCGGAUUUGAUCGGCGAUUUUUUCCUAGCUUUGUCUCCGUCGGAUCGGAGCGGCGGCGUGAACGAGUGAGUACGCUGCAAGCGCUGUCAGCUGUCACCGUGAGUUUUGUUGUCACUGUGCUCGCGAUUUUCUCACGCACAGUUGCUGAGAGUGGAACAAAGUCGAUGUGCUGAAAAAGUAUGGCCACCAACAACUAUUUCGGAUUUCCGCAUGGUGCAACGCAGUACGGCACGACGGCCCCCGGAACAGCCUACUCGACCACACAGACGGGUUAUGCAGUAGCGACAGCGGCCGCACCGGCAGCAGCAGCGACCUACGGAACAGCAGCGGCAGCGCGUCCCACCGGAUACGAGCAAGCCUACCAGACGGCCGCCACUCCGGGAACCUACGCAACAACUGCAACGGCUACUUACGACUACGGGUACGGUCGUACAACAACGUACGAUACUAGUAAGACGUACUAUCAGCAAGCAGGAGCUACCGCUGGAUAUACGACCACCCCGACCGCGUACGACACUUCGGCAGCAGGAACUGCUAAGGUCAUCAACUUCCAACCGGCCACGCAAGUAACGUACGGCGCCCAACCGGCUCGCGCUACAAUCCAAACGGCUAAGGCUGCCACCGCGCAGUACACCGGUCAACCGACGGCCUACGUUCCGCAAACUACCGGUUACUCCCACACAGUAACCACGGUCAACAGUGCUCCGAAGUCGGCUGCUACUGCCCAAACGGUCGGCCAGAGUGCCAACUACUCGGGUUACGAGUCGGCCCUCUACAGCGCUGCGACCAUGUACGUUGCUCAACAGCAGAACAACAAACCUGCCAACGCCGUUGGAGGGCAACAGGGAGGAUGGCAAGGGUACAAAAAAGGCCCAAUGGGAGUUCAUCGGUUCAAGACCCAGCCGCAAAACAAGCCUCCCCCAAAGCCACAGCCCAUUCAUUAUUGCGAUGUGUGCAAGAUCAGUUGCGCCGGUCCUCAAACCUAUAGGGAGCACUUGGAAGGCCAGAAACACAAGAAGCGCGAACUUCUGCUCAAACAAGCUACCGAACCAGGUACUGCGACUCCGGCACGUCCCCCGAACAGCCUUCACUGCGAACUGUGCGACGUGACCUGCACCGGAAACGAUGCCUAUGCCGCCCAUGUCCGCGGUGCCAAGCAUCAGAAGGUCGUUAAGUUGCACACCAAGCUGGGAAAACCGAUUCCGGCAUGUGAACCAGCUCCGAACCCCGAGAAGAAGGAGGAAGGCGAUGGAGAUGAACACGAUGAAUCGGUCAAACCGGUCGGAAGCGAAUACAUCGAAGAGAUCAAGGAUGACGAAGGCAAAUUGGUCAGUUUCAGUUGCAAGCUGUGCGAAUGCAAAUUCAACGAUCCCAAUGCAAAGGAGAUGCACAUGAAGGGCCGUCGUCAUCGUUUGCAGUACAAGAAGAAGGUUCAACCAGAUCUGUUCGUAGAUGUUAAGCCAACCAUGAAGCAGAAGAAGAUUGCCGAGGCACGUGCCCAUCGUCAGGCCAUGCAGGAGGACUACUGGAACCGUCGUCGAAUGGCUGAGGCCGAGAUGGAGGAUGGUGGCGGCGAUCAUGGAAUGCGCCAGUUCGGACGUCAUCCGUUCUUCGGAAUGCUUCCGGGACGCCGUCCUGAAUCUUCCGACGAUCGUCACGUUGUGGCACGUCAUGCCGAGAUCUAUCCCAAGGAGGAGGAGCUUCAGACUAUUCAGCGCAUCGUUUCGCACACCGAACGGGCUUUGAAGCUGGUUUCGGAUGCGAUGACCACUGGCGGUGCUAAGGAUGAGAAGAAGGAAGGCGAUGCCGAAAAGAAGGACGGCAAAGGCGAUGAGCAGAACAAGGGCGAUGCUAAUCAGAUGAUCUCCUUCCACAAGGAAGCCGAGGGCAGCAAUGUCCGUCUGCUGAAGGGCGUUAUGCGUGUUGGAUUGCUGGCAAAGGGACUCCUCCUGCAUGGCGACAACACUGUUCAACUCGUUGUGCUGUGUGCUGAAAAGCCGACGACUUCUCUGUUGAAACGUGUCGUAACCGAGCUGCCGAUCCAACUCAAGAAGGUAGCCGAGGAGCAGAAGUACACCGUCACGAUGGCACCGGUCGAGGGUGCCGUUCUGGUGUCGGACGGCACCAUUACCGUGAAAAUCUCCCUCACAUCCCCGCUGCUCCGCGAAGAUGCAAACAGUACCGCUGCAAACGAGCAAGUCAACAACCAGAGCUCGGAAGAUUUACUGCCACGGGAGCCCUGUCUCCAGGCACUUGCCGCCCUACGACACGCGAAGUGGUUCCAGGCUAGAGCAACCGGUCUGCAGUCCUGUGUAAUGAUUAUGAGAAUAAUGCGAGAUCUUUGCACCAGAAUACCAAUUUGGGGAAACAUCUCACAAUGGGCAACGGAACUGCUCAUCGAGAAGGUCAUCUCGUCGGCCGGAGGACCACUGUCCCCAGGCGAGUGCAUGCGCCGUGUCAUGGAAGCUAUCGCCUCGUCGAUCCUGAUCAACGGUCCCGGACUGUUGGAUCCGUGUGAGAAGGAACCGGAAGAUGCCCUCACCAACCUCAGCCGGCAGCAGCGAGAAGACAUCACCGUGUCGGCACAAAUGUUCCUGCGCUUCAUUGCCUUCCGGCAGAUCCACAAGGUGCUGGGCAUGGAACCGUUGCCACCGCCGAAGUUUGUUGGUAGCCGCAACUGGCGCUUCAACCGUAAGCGCAGGCGCUCGGGCACUGAGGGAGCUGACAAUGAAGCUGACGGCAAAAUGGUAAAGAAAGAGGAAAACAAAGGCGAAAGUGGUACCAACAACGCAGUGGUGGACAUGGACACCGAGGGUGCGAAGUAAGCGCCGUUUCCGUUUUCUUCUUCGUUGGUAUGUAAGCUAGAAUUUUAACUGACAAGUAAAUGAUGGAAAUAAGAUAAAAACUUCUAGAACAACCUUUUAAGACAGUAAACUUUUCAAAUAUUGGAUUUAACUCUGCUAUGAAGAAAUAUAUUAUCCUUCCGUGGAAAAUAAACAGAUAAUGCAUACAUUGUACUCAACCGGAAAGCAGUUGAAAUGAAUCAACUCAAAAUAAAAUAAAAUUGCAUUGAAAAAAA